Molecule: messenger RNA, 201 nt
Organism: Bipolaris victoriae FI3
Lineage: Eukaryota; Fungi; Ascomycota; Dothideomycetes; Pleosporales; Pleosporaceae
Exons: 1
Source: RefSeq, a predicted model, not a curated record
CCCCAUACGCAUACACCAACAUCGUAUUUUGGUCUCCACAAUCACAAUACCAUGUGUAAGAAUGACGGGAGUUCUUGCCGCGUGUGCUCUGCUCGAGUCAAAGUCACCCAAACAAGCCUUUUGGCAAUAUUAGAAGUGAAUAAUGGCUCGGUGUCCAAUCGCAGCCCCUCAAUUGUGUUCGUCAUAAGUCACCAUUUAUAG